Molecule: messenger RNA, 1869 nt
Organism: Hydractinia symbiolongicarpus
Lineage: Eukaryota; Metazoa; Cnidaria; Hydrozoa; Anthoathecata; Hydractiniidae
Exons: 2
Coding region: 245-1711 (488 amino acids)
Source: RefSeq, a predicted model, not a curated record
UUGUUCGAAACAGGUGUGGCUAUUCAAACAAAUCAAUCGAAAAAUAUGAGAUAGAGCGUAAACAGGGUCAAAUCAGUACGAACACUAAAAGCUUAAUUCAAUUAUCAGAUUACUGAGAUUUUGAAAAUCAAGGCUAGCUGCUUGGUUCUAAUUAACUUAAACAUAAAGGGUAAUUAGCCCAAAUUUUAUUGAAUUUAGGGUUAAAUUACCAUGGAAAUUAAAUUUAAUUAUUGAAUACAAGAGGAUGUGGAGGAAAGUUGCAUUUGUUGUGUGGACAUUGUGGUUGAUAUUGAUAAGUGUAGAAUGUAUUGUUGUUCAUGAAGAUGAAACAGACGCUGAAAUUAACUUAGAGACAAAGCGGACACAUAUCCAACCUCAAAAAAACGCGUUAAAAAUAUCACAUCAAAACACACAGGAUUUUUCAACCAAUCAACAAGCAAAUAUAACUUUAAAAAAACAUGAAGCUACUUCAAGACUGAAAUUAAUCAAUCAAGUUGUAAAAGAAUUAAAAAAUGUUUUAGCCAAAAAAACUCUUCCCACACAAGCAAAAUCCUCUUUAAUUAACGAGGUUUUUAAUGCCGAUGGUGACCCAAAAAAGGUAUCGAUAGCAAAGGAGAUAUUUCGAAAGAUACUAGAACCUUCUAAACCAACGAACGGAGCUGUUGGGGACCUCGGUGCAGAAAUGAUAAAAGUUUCUGUACUUUCAAGGAGUCAUUUUAAUACUACAACAGCACCAAGUAAUCUAUCUAAAAGAAGGAAACGUCGUCACCGCAAGCACCGACGUCGCAAAAAAACUAAAUCAGCUGACAAACAAGGAACUAAUUUUGAGAGAAACGUGAGUAAAACUCAGUAUAAACCUAGUCCAAAAAAUCAUCGACCACUGUCAAAAAGUACACCAAAGCAAGAACAUAUUUCCAAGUAUACACAUAAUACUGCAAAAUUAAAACGUAAUGCAUACAGGUUUAGAAAAGCAAAUUUAACUCUUCUUAACAUAUUAGCAAGAAGGCGAAAAUAUUUUAAGUAUGAAUUACAACCUUCGUCAGGAAAUAAAACUUCGCAUGAAGAAAGAUACCAUUUAGUCAAAGUUAAAAAUGACCCUGGCAUUGACAUGAGAGGAAAAACAGCAAAACUUUUAUCCUUAAAAAUCCAUUCACCAAACAAUUUGGCAAGUCCUGUCGCUGUUAAUGGGACAAAUACAAGUAUAAGUCGGAAAGAUUUAGUGAUAGAACUAGACGAUUCAAAUAACGACGACGAGUACCAAAACGGCCGGCGACGUGGUUUUAACCCAAUCAUGUCGUUAUUAAACCGUAUAACUAAAUCAAACGCCGCCGAUAUUGACGUUUUUGACGAGCGCGAUGACAAUGACAGAGACGACACCGAUUACGACGACGGAUUUAUUAGCCCCAGACGACGUCGUCUUGGAGAAAAUUUAUUUUUAAAUUCGUUCUCCGAUGAAAACGACGACGAUGACGGAUACAACGACAGCGAAGAGGAUUAUAACAACAGAUUUAGAAACGUCGAAAAUAAUUUUUCAGACCUUUACGAACCGCAGUUGGAACGCCAACUAGCGCCAUAUAAAAAUGACGCCCGUGAGGAAUUCGAUGCGCCAUAUAUGUACGAACAAGGUGAAGAAAACUUUUUUAAUAAUGUUCCCACAAACACUUACGAUCCAGAAAAACCUAUCAUUAUGGAAGUAGACCGAAAAAGGUAGAACUGAGCAAAUAAGGUAUAGAACAUAACAUAGACGCUACGCUAUGGCGAUAAGAUCGUCCAUGUAUAUAUUACACACAGUCCACUGUAAAUAUUUUUUUUUUGUUUUUAUAUAUUAUUGUUCAUAAUAUUACGUUUGGUUUCUCUAAAACACUCGAC